AUGAAUUAUCUCUGUCAGUGGACUGCAGAAACACGAACUAUUCUCGGUGUUAUUUUUACACUCGGCCCGAAUGUCAAGAUCGCCAUUAGAGAGACAAGUGUAAACCCUGAACCACGUCGUGAGAACGGUUGUUCGAGCGCGAGGUGCAACCCAGGAAGAAACAUCGUCGGAUAUUCUACAGAAGCGAUGGAUGGGGAAGUUCCAAACCCUUGUGAUGGCUACAACAACGCCGCCUCUUCACCAUCGGCUGCAUAUUCGAGCGAUGAGAAACGAAGUCAGACUUCGGCAGCUCCUACCGCGCAUCCGGUUUGUGACAGGGUUCAUACAUAUCGUGCUGAAAUCCGCGACCAGUUUAUCCGCUGCACCCCCGACGUUGUGCGAGGGCCGCAGAGCGCCUAUUAA
Molecule: messenger RNA, 402 nt
Organism: Coprinopsis cinerea okayama7#130
Lineage: Eukaryota; Fungi; Basidiomycota; Agaricomycetes; Agaricales; Psathyrellaceae
Exons: 3
Coding region: 1-402 (133 amino acids)
Source: RefSeq, a predicted model, not a curated record